AUGGCUUCAGAUUCAGUGGCACCGGCACCACCUGAACCGGAGACUGGCCCGACUCAAUCAGAAGAUCCAGUUGAGCCUGCAACCGAACAAGUAUGGUCGGAGCUAUGUGAAUUAUAUCUUCAGGAUGGUGAUCGUCAGCAUGAUGAUCGUAUCACUCAAAUGGAUAGCUUUAUGAGACCUAAAUGCAACAGAUGUAUUGUAUUCCGUGACAAUUGUGUACAUUACUUGAAUGUUCUGACGGAUCUUGCUCCACGCAUCCCUUCUUUGGAAGCACUAAUACCGGAGAAUGCACUACUUAAGAAGCAGAAUGCAGAUUUGACAACUCAGCUUGAAGAAAGCAUACAAGGUGAGCAGACUCUUAGAGCUCGAGUGACAGCUGCCGAGGAGGAAACAUUGAAGGUGAAAGAAACCUUGGAGUCACUGGAGAAAAACCACGCUGCAGUGGUGAGAGCUGCAGAAGAGGGAAAGAGACAUGCGCAUGAAGCGAGCGUUUGGCGUGUUAAGUACGAAAAGACGCUGGUUGUUUGUGAAAGAAUACAAGAGAAGCGGAAAAAGCAAACAAUCAAUUUCGAUAAAAUGCUCGACUUAGCAGAAGGUUAUAAAAGAGAAUUGGAAUUAACAAAAGUUAAAGCUUGCCAGGAGAGGGAGCAGCACGCUGGUCUGCACGAAGCUGUUAAGAAAUACACUCCGCGUCUUUAUACUUUGUUGAAAGAUAUAAUGGCACAUCCUUCAUUCAAGACCAUAUAUUCUGCAAAUAUUCAAGAGGAAGCCGAAACGUUGUGCUCAGCAGAUGUGAGGAAAGCUUUCAAUCUUUCCCACAGUUCCGAGGAUGAAGACGAUGGGAUGAGCGCGGAACUAGAGAGGCUUGUUAAUGCAAAUUCAUCGCCAGAACACCCUAAACUUUUGUCAGAGCUUCCUCUCAAGAGUGAACUGAACACAACAAGAGAGGUUAUUCAUUCUCCUGCUGCAAAAUCUGCUAGUGUUGCCGUUGAAUCUGUUUUGUCCAUGGAGUUAAAUGAUGACGAAGCAGAUGAUCUUCUAUCUGCUGGAGCUGAAGCUUUAACAAUGUUACCUGCUAAUGUUGCGACUAGAGGAACCCGAGGAAAAGCAAGAGGACGCGGUUCUAGAAGAGGACGUGAUUCAAGGCACGUUCAUACUCCAACAACUUUUGCUACUACCAUUAAUCAUGAAGAAGUCACUAGACGUUGCAAUGAAAUUUUGGAAUCGAAGCUCAAGAGGAGCACUAAACAUGGUUCAGAGCCAUGCAGUAGUGGAAUGAAGCAUUUGAGCAUUCAUGGGAAGAAAACUCUUUCGAUACGUGAACAACAAGAGGCUCAGAUGAAGAUUUCUGUUAAGGAAAAAGUUGCUAUUCUGAAGAAAUCUGAAGAGGUUAGGAGCAAAGUAGGAUUGAACGAGACUAAAGAACAGUGUUUGGGGAGCGAUAGCGGAGCACGUGAGGCAUACAACUCGCGAUUGCAAAGCAGUCAGAUUGUCUCUAUGGACGAAGCUGAUCUUUCAGUGGCUAGAAAUGACCUGACUUUAUCUGCUUCUCCUUCGCCUGCAUCCAGCACUGUUGAAGGUGAAACACUUGGAACAGUAGAUGGUGAUGCAAUCGAUCUGUUGGCUCUUGAAGAACUUGGAAUCGUGUAUGAAGACGGAGUCCUCAGUAACGCCAAAGUUGAAAGUGACAAAUCCAUAGUUGUGGGGAGUUGUGGAUCUGCUACAGGACUAGAAGCAUCCACGCAAAACGUUAUUGCUGGCGACAUUCGCUUAAUUAAAGAUGGUGUUCACGACUUCGUAAACGAUGCUGAAAAGGCUGAGUGGGCGAAACCAUGCAGUCUUCAACAAUCUUGUGAUAUUGAGGACGAAACUAUGAACGCAGACGAUCUGGCGACCCGGAAUGCUGUAGAGAAGCGGCCGGAUAAAGCGUGUGAACUGCAGCCCAGCCCAGAAGAGAUUGUUGCAGCGAUGGAGGUGACACCUCUUCUAAAUCCUGAUCCUUGCAAGCCGGCUAGUGACCCGUCCGCAGAAAUUUCUCCACAAGACAAUUCUGGUGAAAAGUUGCAAGCUUUCAUGAUUGUUGAGGAUAUCUCUACGCUAGAAAGAAAUGAGGAGAUGUUAAAUGCUGAAAGUGGUCAGGCACACAAGAACAUGCGGGCAAAUGAAGAUCAACAAAGUGGAGAAGAGACCAGUUUCAACACUGAGGAUAUGAUACCAAACUCUGAGGGAAAGCUCGUAGAGCCACUUCCUGAAAGAGCUUCCAGUACUGCUGAUGAUAAAUCUACAAAAGUGUUUGUGAAGCCACCAAAACCGCAUUUAGCGAAAGAGACUAAGCGCGCUCUUGGUCUUAUGCGACGCCUAGAAGUUGAUUUGAAGGAGAAAGUGGAGCCUAUUCCAGAAUUUCGUAAAAAAACCAAGAGAACAUCUCGUGAACGACUGCGUCGCGAAAGCGUUGAGAACUGCGCCAAGUUUUCUGGAGUUUCGGAAGCGACAAGUUCUGCAAAUGAAUCUACUCAUGCUGAAUUUCCAUGCGAUCGAGAAGAUGUGAUUGAUCAUGCUAAAAAUGCAACUUCUCUUCCGUCUCUGGAGUCGAAUACUAUAGCCAAGGAUCAUGAAGAAGCUAUGAGGCUCCAUGCGCAACUUAAUCUUCCUUCUUUGCGAGCACGUAAAGAAGCAGAACGUGACAACUCGGUUCUUCUCGGGCUUUCUAAAUCAGAAAUAGGCGUAAAGGAACGCGAUAAAAGAAGGAGGCUAUCUCAAACAGGCUCCUUCAGUGGCAAGUCUUCUCCUAUUCCCGAAAAUGUACAGAGAAUUGAAUCUAAGCCGACGAAGCCAAAGGAAGCCCGAACAGCGAAAUCACCUGAUGCAAACGACAUAUCUGAAUCCAUCCUUGAUGGCGCGAAAUUUGUGGAUCCAACAAACGAAGGGGCAAGCCCUUUGUCAUCAAAUGAAAGGGCAAAAUCUGCUGAAAAUGUUGGCAAGGGACGUCGCUCAUUGCGGACGUCUGUAACAUCCGUUACAAAGGCCACUACGGUCCGAAAAUCGCAGUCGCCCAUUUCUGACUCACAACAAACGUUUCAAAGGAGUUCGCACUUCUUGCGCUCCUCUAACGACAGCAGAAGCCGUGAUGUUCUUCCAACAAAUGAAUUCACGAUAAUGUCACCGAAGCCUCACCGAGGAUCAGCCGUUGAAACAAAAAGUGCUCAGCCCAAAAGUCGAAUCCGUUUUUCAGCAGGUACAUCACCGACGCUAACCCGUAGAUCUACUCGUGUACGCUCUGGCCAAAAAGUAAAUUCGAAACAAAGUGAACAAGAGAAACAAAACUCUCAAAGUCCAACUACAGAAAUACCGCAAGGUAAUGCUGAAACUCGUACUCGGACUCCCACAACCACUUCCUCCACCCCAUUCCUUCGCUUUACUCGUCGCAGUACCGCUGAAGAAAAUGCUGUUCUUCCUCCUGAAGAUGAACACUUCAAAGUUCAAAGUAUUCUCACCGAACCACGUCCUACUCGCUCUAAUUCUCGAAGAAAUGCUCAGUCACUCACUUCAUCCAUUUCGACUCGUCGAUCUUCUGUUGUAGCCUCGGAGAAUUCGAAUGAACAAACCGAUAACGAUUUGAAAAGGGCUGCUAUGCAAAUAGGCCAUAGUUUGGUGAAGAAGCAAGAGGAUUGUCGUAUCAGAUCUGCAAGGAGUUCGCGAAAACGAACAUCUCAAAAUGACGAAGUCCUCUCUGUCUCAGUACAACCUUCUACGAAAAGGCUGAAAACGCUGAGUGUCCAGCUCCAGGCAGACUCUACGCCUACGUCUCGCACUCGAAAAAAAGUUGAUGUUGGAAACAGUCGCAUUGAAACGCUGGAACAGGAGCCUUCUUCACGCGUGAUAUCUAGGACAGGUCCGGUUGCCCCGAGAAGGCGUAAGAUCAAUGAUGAACCGACUGUGACGAAGUCUGUGGCGGCAGCCGAAACGCUAUCUGAGACCAGUACUGAUGAUGAAAGUAGACUAUGUGUAGCUGAUGAUGAGGAUGAACGAACACAGGAGGUAUUAAAACAGCCUGCAACGCCAGCUACGCAAAUGGAUGACGACGACGGACGGCUUGUCAUUGAUAACGAUGAGGAUGAAGAACGAAAGGAGAUAGACAUCGCAAAGAAGAAAGAAGAUAAUCCUAAGUUCACGACAGUAGCAGAAGCUGCCGAAAUAUACAAUGAGAAAACUAGCACAACGAGUGCUGUUGAGGAAGGCAAAAAUAGUGGAGGAUCAGCACCUGGAGUUAAUGAAGCCUCUACAGGAAAUUGUUCAAGCAUUGCCCAUCCAACGGUUCAGAGCAUCCGUCGAGAUCGCAGUGGAGUUCUACAAUUUGCCAGGCGUUCUGCGCCGAGUAUCAGUGCUGGUCCAGCUGCCAUGCAGAAAUCUGGUUCAAGGAUUGCUAAGCAGUUGCAGAAGAGUGGCGGUAGUGCAUCUCCACCGGAAGAAAUAGUCACGGCUACGAGCGGUGCAUCUAACCGGCGUGAAAAAGAACAGCAACAUUCUUCUUCGGCAGCGUCUGUGUCAACAAAGAAGUCAUCCGAAAUUGGCAAAGGAUUUCUGGGUGCAACUAAUACACGAGUGACAGAUAACAAGAAAAAUAUCUCCUCUCAACUGGCUGCGGCUCUUAGUAGUAGAAAAGGAAAAAAAAGGAGACCUGAAGGGCCCGCGAUGGGAAAUGACACUGCAAUAAAGAAAAUACCACUUUCAGAAAGUCUACUACAGAAGAAAUUACACGGAGCUCUUAUGUCGGAACAAAAUAUUGAAGUGAUCCGCAAAAAUCUUGGUGAAGCAGUCGAUGAAAUUGGAAACAUGGAUCCUGAGGAGUUUGCAUCCACAAUGAUUAAGUGUUCAUUAAAUCUUCCCUCUGGAGACAUGUGGACUAUUGUACAGGCGAACUAUCGCAGUUCAGAAUCGCAAGAUAUACGUAACAAAAAGGAAGAUUCGUUCAUGAACAUCGCAAAGGAGCUCUCUCGUAAUAACCAAAUAUGGGAGAAGUAUGUCAAGAAAAUGGUCACAACAAUGACUACUCAAGCUCAUAACGUUGUCAAUACUACUCGUUAUAUACGUCUGCUUUCGCGAGCACUUUAUCAUGCGGGUAGCUUGCUCACGGAUGAAGAGAAGAGAGGCUACCUACGUGCUGCAUUGACAAGGCUUUUUCUGGAUGAUACAGGCGUUGCAAUAAAAGCAGCUAUCUAUGCACUUUUAUCUCCAUCUUCUAGGUGGUUGGAUUGGAUGAGCGAUAAGAAUGAUCCGUUUUCAUUGCUUCUUUCCAUUGCUGUGACGGCAACUCCGAAUGAUGGAAAAAUUUUACUUUGGGCGUGGUUCCAACAGUUUCCCGAGGAACUUCAGUUGCAAGAUGUGUCUAUCGAGAAUCUCCGAAGGGCUUUUGAUGAACUCAUGGCACGCCUCGAUGAAUUAGCUGGAGAACGUGGUCGUCAUUUGGAGGAGGAUAAUCAACUUAAGGAGAUCACCGAGAAAGAAACAACUGUUAUGAAUAUGGCCAUCGCUUACUUUUUUCCUGGAAGUGAAAGUACUAAUGUUGUCAAGACAAUCGUCGCUAAUUGUAUGAGUGAUUGUGUCAAUCGUGUCAAGAUGGCAUUGAAACCUCGUGCAACACAAGGUGAAGAAGCAUGGGCAGAAGCAUUUGCGGUCAGCACUCGUCUGCGCCUUUGCAUUCACCUUACAUUGAAGGCUAUUGGAUGUCGGGAUAAUUCACCACUUAGCCGUGACUUUUGUUCGCUGCUACAAUAUGAGUUACUUACGAUUCGUGAUCUCCGUGACGAGAUAGAAAAGCUGACGUUAGAAAGACCUUGGGUGGAGGUGUACCGUAAUGUGGUUUUUGAUGUUUUAAGUCUCGUACAAACUCUUUCUCAGUAUGAGCUUUAA
Molecule: messenger RNA, 5910 nt
Organism: Necator americanus (New World hookworm)
Lineage: Eukaryota; Metazoa; Nematoda; Chromadorea; Rhabditida; Ancylostomatidae
Exons: 44
Coding region: 1-5910 (1969 amino acids)
Source: RefSeq, a predicted model, not a curated record